Messenger RNA from Cladophialophora carrionii CBS 160.54, 1437 nucleotides. RefSeq lists its product as uncharacterized. Gene Ontology annotation, biological process: cellular response to pH. Bases 1 to 1437 code for a protein of 478 amino acids. The record is from RefSeq and is a predicted model, not a curated record. Lineage: Eukaryota; Fungi; Ascomycota; Eurotiomycetes; Chaetothyriales; Herpotrichiellaceae. Gene Ontology annotation, cellular component: plasma membrane. The transcript has a single exon.
AUGCCGUUUCCGUUUGUGCUUUCCACAACGUCCCAUAUCUCGUUCCAGGCCAGCCUGACCUCAUCCACCCAUCCCUCACUUCCUUCAGCGGCUACAUCUCAGCGAGCCAUUGUCCGGGCGGCAUUGAAAACGCACAAGAGAUUGUCCCCCUCCCAGCAGGCAAAUAAUCUGCUGUCACUUUCGUCCACGAUCCAAACCUACUUACGCUACCUCAGCAGCUUAGAUCUCGCACUGUCUGGUAAGGCCGUGGCUGGAGAGGACGUUGAUAUUGCACUCGCCAAAGAGCCCGAGAUCGAAUGGCGUCCCACACUCAGCUCCACUGCGAUCCCGGGUCGUGACAAUGAACGUGUCAAGGGCAAAGGCCUUGACUAUGAGAUUUUCUUCAUCCACCACACCCUGGCGCUGAUACAAAAUUUACUGGCCAGGCAGUCUUUACUGGGCCUGUACGCCGCAGUCAGCCCGACUCCUGAAGAACGGACGGCGUCGGUCCAGAACGCGACCAAAUUUCUGAAGACAGCCUACUCUCUCCACUCGUAUUUACUACUGAGAGCGAACUCAUCGACAGAUGGGCCUCCUACAUUUCCCUCCGCAGCGGUUGACGUGUCCCCCGCCGUACAAUCGGGUCUCCAGCACUUGACGCAUGCAGAGUUCAAUCUCCUGUGUGUGCUGAAAGACGACCCCUAUCCAGCACUCCUGAUCCAGUCAAGAAACAAAGACGACAAGGAGUGGAUGAUCCGAGCGCCUCAAAUUCCAAAGGUACGUGCCCAAGUGCUGACACGGCUAUGCAUUGGAGCAUCACAACACGCGUCUGCCUCGUUGGCCGCGCUGAAGAUGGAAGGCGCAAGAGUGUCCAAGGACCUGCUAGAGUACUGUGACGGCAUCCAACGAUCGUCCCGAGCAAAAGCAUGCCGGUUUCAGGCAUUAGAUGAGGACGGGGCUGGGCAGAUCGGAAAAGCGAUCGCCUGGAUCCGGGCAGCCAUGGACGAGCUCGGGCUUGACGUGGCCAAGGAAGGGACAAAGUCGUCUGGUCUCGGGAAACUGAAGAACUCAUGGCUCGAGCGGAGAGAAGACAAACGCAUUGAAAAGGGGAGCACAAACUGGGGCCUGGACGGUGGAAAGCUUGAAGAGGCCCGGAUCGUGGAAUACCUGGCCAAGAAGUUCAACAAGGAGAAUGACACCAUCAGCAACCAGUUGGUCCCUGAAUGGAAGCCUCUGCUGGCGACUCUGCCGAGCGGGAUGAACAUGCCCAUCGACGAGAGAUGGAAGCCGGCGUUGGUGGAAGAGGACGAGUUGGCAUCCAUGAGGGCUCCUCCGGACGAGGAUGACCUCGCUGCCGCAAACAGUUCGGAUGACGAGGCGGACAUGGCCAAGGAACCAGUAGGCGCAUUCCCUGGGACUCAACGAGAUUACGGUGGCAGGGCCACAAGCUACUAUUGA